AUGACACAACUAAUAAAUGAUAUUUUGAAAAGAUUCAAGAAUGACUGCUUGAAAUUUAUUGUUGAACUCUGCAUUCAAAUAAGGAAGAGAUAUCCAUUUGAUGAAGACAGUGUAAUUGCCCAGCUAAAUAUUCUUGAUCCAGCUAUUGCAUCAAACACCUUCCGCCUGCCCGCCUGCCCGCACCAGGCCUGCUUGGCAGACCUUGUGGCCUGCCCGGACCAGGCCUGCUCGGCAGACCUUCCACCCGCCUGCCUGCCUGCAACGGGCCUGCUUGGCAGACCUUGUGGCCCGCCCGCCUGCCUGCACCGGGCCUGCUUGGCAGACCUUCCAGCCCGCCCGCCUACCUGUACCGGGCCUGCUUGGCAGACCUUGUGGCCCGCCCGCAUGCCUGCACCGGGCCUGCUUGACCUUCCGGUCGCCUGGCCCACCCGCCUGCCCGGUGCACGGCCUGCUGGGCAGAGAUUCCUUCCGGCCCCGCCCGCCCUGCCUGCACCAAAGGGCCUGCCUUGGCAGACAUGCGCCCAGCCAACCCGCCCCUGCCCUGCACCGGGCCUGCUUGGCAUUGACCUUGUGGCCCGCCCCGCCCGCCUGCUCCUGCACCAGCCUCCUUGCGCCUUGCGGCCCGCCCGCUUGCUUGGCGCCCGCCUGCCCUUGCAGACCUUGCGGCCCGCCCGCCUUCCUGCACCGGGCCUGCUUGGCAGACCUUGCGGCCUGCCCGCCUGCCCGCACCAGGCCUGCUUGGCAGACCUUGCGGCCCGCCCGCCUUGCCCGCCCACCAGCCAGACCUGCGUUGGCCCGCCCGCCUGCCUGCACCGCCUGCCUUGGCACAUUCCGCUUCCGGCCCGCCCGCCUGCACCAGCCAACCUUGCCGGCACCCCGGGCCCGCCUGCCUUGGCCACCGGGCCCUGCCUUGGCAGGACCCUUGCCCGGCCCUCCCCGCCGGCCUGCACCUGGGCCUGCGUGGCGCUGUCCUUGCGGCCCGCUAGCCAGCCUGCACCGGGCCUGCUUGGCAGACCUAGCGGCCCGCCCGUCUGCCCGCACCGGGCCUGCUUGGCAGACCUUGUGGCCCGCCCGUCUGCCUGCACCGGGCCUGCUUGGCCUGCUCGGCAGACCUUCCGGCCCGCCCGCCUGCCUGCACCGGGCCUGCUUGGCAGACCUUGUGGCCAGCCCGCCUGCCCGUACCAGGCCUGCUCGGCAGACCUUCCGGCCCGCCCGCCUGCCUGCACCGGGCCUGCUUGGCAGACCUUGUGGCCAGCCCGCCUGCCCGUACCAGGCCUGCUCGGCAGACCUUCCGGCCCGCCCGCCUGCCUGCACCGGGCAUGCUUGGCUGACCUUGUGGCCCGCCUGCCUGCCCGCACCAGGCCAGCUCGACCUUGUGGCCCGCCCGCCUGCCCGCAACCAGGCCAGCCCUCGGCAGACCUUCCGGCCCGCCCGCUCCUGCUCACCGGGCAUGCUUGGCAGACCUUUUGGGCCAGGCCCGCCUGCCCGCACCAGGCCAGCUCGGCUGACCUUCCGGCCCGCCCGCCCUCCCUGCACCGGGCAAUGCUUGGCAGACCUUGUGGCCCGCCCGCUCUGCCCGCACCAGCCAGCUCGGCAGACCUUCCGGCCCGCCCGACUGCCUUGCACCGGGCGCAUUGCUUGGCCAGACCUUGUUGGCCCGCCCACCUUCUGCCCGCUAACCAGGCCAGCUCGGCAGACCUUCCGGCCCGCCCCGCCUUGCCUGGCGCCGGGCCCAAUGCUUGGCAGACCUUGUUUGGCCAGCCCGCCUUCCCGCCCCCCUUGCCCGCCACUGCCCGCACCAGUCCAGGUCCAGCCACAAAACCUUCCCGGACCCGCCCGCCUUGCCCUGCACCGGGCAUGGCUUGGGGCAGACCUUGUGGCCCGCCCGCCGCAUGGCCCGCACCGGGCCUGCUUGGCAGACCUUGUGGGACCUGCCCGCACCUGGCCUGCUCGGUCAUAGCCUUCCGGCCCGCCCGCCCUUGCCCGCACCGGGCCUGCUUUGGCAAGAACCUUGUGGCCUGCCCGCACCAGGCCUGUCUGCCAGACCGUUCCAGCCUGCCCGCCUGCCCGCACCAUGCCUUGCUUUGGCAGACCUUGUGGGCCUGCCCGGUGAGGCCUGGCCUGCUCGGCAUACCUUCCACCCGCCCCGCCUGCCAUGCAACGGGCCUGCUUGGCAUACCCUUGUGGCCCCGAGCCCGCCACUCCUAG
Macrobrachium nipponense is the source of this 2208-nucleotide messenger RNA. Its product is annotated as basic proline-rich protein-like. The transcript has 5 exons. The coding region runs from base 1 to 2208 and encodes 735 amino acids. The record is from RefSeq and is a predicted model, not a curated record. NCBI's taxonomy places the organism in Eukaryota, Metazoa, Arthropoda, Malacostraca, Decapoda, Palaemonidae.